Schistosoma spindalis is the source of this 934-nucleotide messenger RNA. The record is from the annotation of a GenBank genome assembly. NCBI's taxonomy places the organism in Eukaryota, Metazoa, Platyhelminthes, Trematoda, Strigeidida, Schistosomatidae.
CUUGUGGAUAAUUCUUUUAUUUUCAAGAAAACAAUUUAAAAAAAGAAAAAGAAAUAAAAUAAACAAAAAAUCAAUCUAUCUAUCUAUAUAUACUACUUAUAUAAGUAAUGUGUGAUACAUCAACUGGAUGUUAUACAGGAUUAUAUAAAUAUCUUAAUUAUUCAACACAAUUAAAUAGUACAAUACGUGAAGAAUUAUUACGUAUUUAUUGGGAAGAAAUAAAUGAAUUAAAAAAUCAAUCAGAAAUACCAAUUUUAUUAUUAAUUAUAAUUGUAAUUAUAUUUUUAAUUAUGAUAUUAUUUGGUAUAUUUGGUAGUAGUUUAGUUAUAUUUAUUAUAUUACAUAAUCGUUCAAUGCGUACACGUGGUAAUUUAUUUAUAUUAAAUUUAGCUAUAUCUGAUUUAACAUUAUGUUUAAUUACACAACCAUUUAAUUUAUUACGUUUACUAACUAAUAAUUAUAAUUGGAUAUUAGGACAAUUUAUGUGUAAAUUUUCUGCUAUGUUUCAAGGUACUAAUAUAUUUGUAUCAACAUUUAGUAUAACAGCUAUUGCAAUUGAUAGAUUUCAAGUACACAAAGACGGAUAUUUUUAUUUUGAUUAAGAUCAUGAACCAAUUGAUGCCAAAACACAUUUGAAAAAAGUGGAAGCACUGGAUUACCAUUUCAUCUUAUUGUAGGACUCCUCAACAGUGCACAACCUCGAUUUCACUUACGGGAUUCGGAUCCAGAACCUUCGGUCUCACGUGUGAAGGUUUGACAUCUAGAACACUGAGCUGGCCGUCAUUUAACGGUGGUAAUUUCUAACGUCAACCAAUCCAUAGAAUUGCGCGACCAUCUUCGGUUCUACGCGACACGAAUUUGAUGUGUAAUUUAACGAAAUCAAUGGCGAUCCAUAGCUUUGGGAUAUAUUUUUAUUUCGACAGUGUAAUAUGAA